GUCGACGUGUUAGAAAACAGUCGUGGAUUGACGGUCAGCGUAAUUAGAUCGUCGUCACGUUUAUGUUUGCGGUUAACGUUCGUUAAUUUGACGUUUAUUUGAAAAAAGAGAAUCAAUUUAUUCUCGGCACUAUGGCCAAGUUUUUGAGGGAAGCGUCGCAGCUUCUUUUCUCGAAAAAAUGUCUGGAAGUAUAUUUCGACAAAUAUCAUUUUACAGACGUCGACUGCUUCAAGGCGACCUUGAGCAAGGGUCUGGGUCUCGGUGUGAUCGCAGGUUCACUUUUAGUCAAAGUGCCUCAGAUCGUAAAAAUUUUGAAAAACAAGAGUAGCGAGGGCAUCAACGUGCUGAGCGUCCUCCUCGAUCUGUUUGCCAUCACGGCGAUGGUUUCUUACAGUUUCGUGAGCGGUUUUCCAUUCAGUGCUUGGGGCGAUGGAGUGUUUUUGGGAAUACAAACGUUGACGAUCGUACUUUUGGUUUUCCAUUACAACGACGACACUGCAAAGGCGACAGCAUUUUUUGCAGGUUAUGUUGCGAUCAUGAUUGCUGUUCUGGGAGGAAUGAUGCCAAUGAACGUUUUGUGGGCGUGUCAAACUCUCAACAUUCCCAUCGUCCUUAUAAGCAAGCUCGCGCAAGCCCGAACCAACUACAAAAACGGGAGCACCGGUCAGCUGUCAGCGGUGACCUGUUUCAUGCUCUUCUUCGGUUCGCUCGCACGAAUAUUCACUUCUGUCCAAGAAACUGGAGACACGACGAUGAUCGCGAUGUACGUUUGCUCGACGUCUGCGAACGGUUUGAUCGUUGCUCAGUUGCUGUACUACUGGAACGCUGUGACGGCCAAGAAGGCGAUCGACAAGAAAAAGAAACAGUAAAAUUUUCGUUGAAAGAUCAAUUCUGACAGUGUUUUUGUAUUUUGUUUUCUCUUUUUUAUCAACAUACCA
Messenger RNA from Venturia canescens, 938 nucleotides. RefSeq names its product mannose-P-dolichol utilization defect 1 protein homolog. NCBI's taxonomy places the organism in Eukaryota, Metazoa, Arthropoda, Insecta, Hymenoptera, Ichneumonidae. Gene Ontology annotation, biological process: oligosaccharide biosynthetic process. The transcript has 5 exons. The coding region runs from base 132 to 869 and encodes 245 amino acids. The record is from RefSeq and is a predicted model, not a curated record.